Messenger RNA from Linderina pennispora, 501 nucleotides. RefSeq names its product glutathione peroxidase. Gene Ontology annotation, biological process: response to oxidative stress. The record is from RefSeq and is a predicted model, not a curated record. Bases 1 to 501 code for a protein of 166 amino acids. Gene Ontology annotation, molecular function: glutathione peroxidase activity. Lineage: Eukaryota; Fungi; Kickxellomycota; Kickxellomycetes; Kickxellales; Kickxellaceae. The transcript has a single exon.
AUGUCCACCGACAACGUGAAGUUCUACGAGCUCGGCUUCAAGGACCUGGACGGCAAGCCGUUCCCGUUCGAGCAGCUCAAGGGCAAGGUGACGCUGAUCGUCAACGUCGCCUCCAAGUGCGGCUUCACGCCCCAGUACAAGGGCCUUGAGGAGCUGUACAAAAAGUACGCCGACCGCGGCUUCACCAUCCUGGGCUUCCCGUCCAACCAGUUCGCCGGCCAGGAGCCCGGCAGCUCCGACGAGAUCGCCAGCUUCUGCUCGCUCACCUACGGCGUGACCUUCCCGGUCAUGGAGAAGUCCGACGUCAACGGCGACAAGGAAAACGAUGUCUACAAGUAUAUCAAGCAGGAGAAGCCCGGCAUCAUGGGCCUGAAGAGGAUCAAGUGGAACUUUGAAAAGUUCCUGGUCGACAAGCACGGCAACGUUGUCGAGCGCUGGGCGUCCACCACCACGCCUGCGUCCAUCGAGGCGACGAUCGUGAAGUACCUGGACCAGGAGUAG